This is a messenger RNA of Ilex paraguariensis (yerba mate), 996 nucleotides long. The record is from the annotation of a GenBank genome assembly. Lineage: Eukaryota; Viridiplantae; Streptophyta; Magnoliopsida; Aquifoliales; Aquifoliaceae.
AUGGCAGCGAAGCAGAUGGAAGAAAUUCAGAAGAAAUUAGCAAUGUUGAAUUACCCAAGAGCCAAUGCUCCCGCUCAGUCUCUCCUCUUCGCCGGCAUGGAGCGCUACGCCCUUCUCGAAUGGCUUUUCUUCAAGCUAUUGGGCGACAAAUCACCAUUCUCUCAACAAAAUCUACAAGGCGACGCCAUUGCUCGUGACGAAGAGACCUCUCGCAUCCAAUAUUUAGCAGAGAUUGCAAAGUUUCUGAGUAUUACCAUGACCAUAGAUACAGAGGCCAUCCAAGGACGAGGAAGUUAUGAAGAUCGUACUGAAAUGCUUCGUCUUAUUGUAGACCUUGUGGAGGCAAGCAUCUAUGCUGAUAAUCCUGAUUGGAGUGUUGAUGAGCAGGUGGCGAAGGAUAUACAACUGAUAGAUUCUAUUGCUGAGCGACAAGCUCAGAUUUUCUCUGAAGAGUGCAAGUUGUUCCCCGCAGAUGUGCAGAUUCAAUCUAUAUAUCCAUUGCCAGAUAUAUCUGACUUGGAAAAACAGCUUUCAGAUCAAUCAAAUAGACUUUUGAGUCUUCAAGAGAUGGUUGAUGAUUUGGCAUCGAAGCAUGCGUAUAAUCCGGAUGAAGAUUAUGCGGAGGUGGAAGCAAAACUGCGAGUACAUCUGGAAUCAUUUUUAGAAACUGCAAGAUCCUUCAAUACGAUUUACAGCAAGGAAAUUCGUCCCUGGACACACAUGAUGGAGGUACCUCAAUUGCAUGGGUUUGGGCCAGCUGCUAACAGAUUGCUGGAGGCGUACAAGACGCUCUUGAAGUUCCUUGGGAACCUGAAGAAUCUUCGAGACUCGCAUGCAGCAGUGGCUGUUGGGUUAUCUGAAACAAUUGCUGGUGAGCCUUCUUCUGUCACGAGAAUAAUCUCGGAGUGUGAAACUGCAUUAACAUUCCUGAAUCGCGAUCUUGGAAUCCUUUCGGCUUCUAUUGCUCGUGAGCAAGGUGAGGAGAUCACUUUGUGA